This is a messenger RNA of Beta vulgaris subsp. vulgaris (sugar beet), 3050 nucleotides long. RefSeq lists its product as uncharacterized. Lineage: Eukaryota; Viridiplantae; Streptophyta; Magnoliopsida; Caryophyllales; Amaranthaceae. Gene Ontology annotation, biological process: protein ubiquitination; rescue of stalled cytosolic ribosome. The transcript is spliced from 7 exons. The record is from RefSeq and is a predicted model, not a curated record. The coding region runs from base 247 to 2715 and encodes 822 amino acids. Gene Ontology annotation, molecular function: ribosome binding; ubiquitin protein ligase activity.
AAAAACGAAUACGAGUAGGAAUAGAAUAAUAAUAAUAAUAAUAUAAGAUAUUGCGUGGUUCCUUUCUUCUUGAGAAAACUCUUUUGUCUUCCCAGAAGUUGGAUCCACGAACCCUAAAUUCCCGAAAAUCAAAAUUGAGGUCUUGAAUUUGCAUAUCCUGCAUCAAAAAUACAAAAAUCAAAUUCGGAAAUCAAAAUCAAUUGGUGUAUUAGUUGUAAUUGAAUAGCUGAAUCGAAGAAAAAAGCGAUGGACGAUAGUUGUGCUGUUUGUGCCGAUAACCUAGAAUGGGUUGCUUAUGGUUCUUGUGGUCAUCGAGAGGUAUGCUCCACCUGCGUUGCUCGUCUUCGCUUUAUUUGCGAUGAUCGUCGCUGCUGUAUUUGCAAAUCAGACUGUCAUGUCGUUUUUGUUACCAAGGCACUUGGGGAUUAUACUAAAACGGUGAAUGACUUUUCCACCUUUCCGUCGGAAGUAAAAGAGGGGAAGGUGGGUUCUUAUUGGUAUCAUGAGGAUACUCAAACCUUUUUCGACGAUUCGGAACACUACAAGAUGAUCAGAGCUAUGUGCAGGCUGUCAUGUACUACGUGUGAUCAUGAGGAACAACCUAGGCGCAACAGAUUCAGGAACAUUUCACAGCUUAAGGGUCAUUUAGCUUAUCAACAUCGACUCUUUAUGUGUGAUCUCUGCUUAGAAGGCAGAAAGGUAUUUAUUCGCGAGCAAAAGCUCUAUACUCGAUCACAAUUGAAUCAACAUAAGAGAUCUGGUGACUCUGAGGUUGAUGGAACUGAAAGUGAAAGGGGAGGGUUUGCAGGCCAUCCUAUGUGUGAAUUUUGUCGAUCUUUCUUCUAUGGAGAAAAUGAACUUUAUUCUCAUAUGUCUACUGAACACUAUACCUGUCAUAUUUGUCAAAGGUGGCAUCCUGGCCGAUAUGAUUAUUUUAAGGAUUAUGAUGACUUGGAGACACACUUCCGUCACGAGCACUUCUUGUGUGAAGAUGAAGCAUGCCUAGCAAAAAAGUUCAUCGUAUUCCAGUCAGAAUCCGAUAUAAAGAGACAUAAUGCUAUAGAACAUGGAGGACGCAUGUCUAGAUCGCAGCGUAAUGCUGUUCUCCAGAUACCAACUAGUUUUAGAUAUCGAAGCAGCAAUGAGGCGGGACAUCACCGUGGACGGAGACUAUCUUUUCGCCGUGAAUCUUCCCCAGACCAUCAGCUUAGUCGGGCUAUUGAAGCCAGUCUUGGCAGAGGGGAUGCCAGUAAUACGGGGGCUGGUCAAACAGCGUCAUCUGCUGCUGAACCUUUAGCUCAUGGUGGUGCUGAAUCAAGCGACAUUGAUCCCCUUGUGCAGCCGUUCGAGUCAUUAACCACUACUGAUCCUGAACUAUCUUCAAGGUAUCGUCAGGCUGUGUCUCAAACCUCUCUCAGUGGGCCAUUAAGAGAAUCUUCCUUCCCUCCAUUAUCAACUGCAGCCAGCAGCAGCGAACAAAAAUCUCAACAAGAAACCCAUGAUACAAUGGCAGCUCGCCUACGACGUCGAAACAACACCACUGUUCUAAAUGUUGCCCAUGCUAGGCCCGCUAGAAGUCGUGGGUCUGCUCCAGGUACUUCAGCUGCUUGGCCUGCUCCUGCUCCUGCUCCGGCUCCCGUUCCAGUACCUGUCCCGUCUUCUGGUUCUGGUCAAAUCAAGCCAGCAACUGCCAGUGGUUCUGGGUCAUCUAGUUAUGCUACUUCUUUGCAUGGACGGCCAGCGACUGGAUCUGGAAUCUCUGUAGGUGGGUCAUGGGGUUCCAGAAAUUUGGGGAGUAGUAAUAGGUUGAACCAUUCAAACUCUGCUCCUAAUCUUGUUGAAAGUAGAUCCUUUGAUCCAGCUUCUGAUUUCCCACCAGUGUCUUCAGCAAAAUCCAAUAGGUUACAAUCUAAUGGCCAAACCAAGAAGACAGAAAAUGUUCAAACUGCGAAUAAGUCUUUGGUAGAGAGGAUGCGUUCUGCACUUGAGUAUGAUGAAAACAAAUAUAGUGCUUUUAAGGAGAUAUCGCAAGAGUAUCGCCAGGGAAUAGUUGGCACGUGGGAAUAUCUAGAAUAUGUGAAGCAGUUUAACUUGACACACCUUGUUCUUGACUUGGCAAGAUUAUGCCCUGAUAUUCAGAAGCAAAAGGAGCUCAUUGAGGCCUAUAAUGCUUCUUGUCUGAGUAAUGGAGCACAAGAGACAUUCUGGGGCAGUGACAACUCUUAUUCUAAAGGAAGCAGUAGCUCAAGGAAGGACAAAGGGAAGAAGGUGAUAGUGGCUGAGAACAGCCGAUCAAAGGAAGCAUUAGCAGAUAGCGUCAUCAGUACAGUGAAGAGUUUGCAGUCUCAGCUCAAGCCUUCUGAUGGAGUGGUGGAGGUCUUGGAGAAGGAUGGGUAUCGUCAUGGUAGAGGAAAAUCAGCUGUGGCAGCAGGUGAAAUGACAGUUGAAUUGCGUGGCAGUAGCCAGCACCCUCCUGCACAAGUGACCACAGUUGAUAACACUAAAGUAGAUGGUGGAAACAAGCACAAAAAGAAGACCUCAAAAUUUCAUAGAAUUCGCCUUGGUGAUGGCUCUGGUGCAGCAGUUUUAGAUGUUAGGAAUUCAUCGACUGAUCCUAGUUCAGCGGUCUCUUCAGGUUGGCCGAAGCCAUCUGGAGGUUCAUCUUCACGCAGUGUUUGGGGUAAUGGAGCUAGUCAAAAACUAUUCGCAAAAUGAUUAUUGUUUUGGCUCAACUUUCGGGAACUUCAAAAAAUAUCAAGACAGGUGUUUUAUGCACUGAUCAUUUGCUUGGAAGUAGUAUGGCCUCUUGUGCAACAUGUUGCGUUAAGGUUAUGAAGAUCCAAUUUGCCUUUGUUUGAGUUCAAAACGAGCUCAUGAAGAAUUUUCAUGAUAAAUGAAAAUUUACACAUAAAUUUAUACUUUCGAGUACAGGAUUAUAUCUUGGUGGGGCUAUUUUUGUUGAUUGUGGCUUAUAUUUUUGUUGAUCGUAGAAGAUUUGUCUUGUUCAAUUUGGUAAAUUUCAUGUGGAGCGCGUACAGUAUCUCUUUGUA